AUGUCAAGUUUCCAGAAUACCACAUCCUCUUCCGUCAUUUUCCUGCUAACUGGUGUUCCUGGGCUGGAAGCCUUCCACAGCUGGAUCUCCAUUCCCUUCUGCUUUCUCUAUAUAACCGCCCUCUCAGGAAACAGCCUGAUUCUCUUCGCCAUUGUCACUCAGUCCAGUCUCCAUGAACCGAUGUAUUAUUUUCUUUCCAUGCUGUCCACCACUGACCUUGGUUUGUCCAUAUCCACUCUGGUCACUAUGAUGGGCAUAUUCUGGUUCAAUGCCAGGGAGAUUAGUUUUAAUGCCUGCUCAUCCCAGAUGUUUUUUAUUCAAUUUUUCACUGUCUUGGAAUCUUCAGUGCUAUUGGCCAUGGCCUUUGAUCGUUUUGUGGCCAUUUCUAAUCCUCUCAGAUAUGCCACUAUCCUAACUGAAGCUAAAAUAGCACAAAUUGGAGUAGCAAUUAUCACCAGGGGAAUAUUAGUACUAAUACCAUUACAGGUGCUUCUUAAACGUCUAUCAUUUUGUCGAAGCCACGUGCUCCGUCACUCUUACUGUUUCCACCCUGAUGUGAUGAAACUCUCAUGUUCAGACACCAGGAUCAACAGUGUCCUUGGGUUGACUGCUUUGUUAAGUACUGCGGGAGUGGAUUCAAUCUUCAUUUUUCUUUCUUAUGUUUUGAUCAUUAGAACUGUCCUCAGCAUUGCAUCUCCGGAAGAGAGAAAGAAAGCCUUCAGCACAUGUAUUUCUCAUAUUGGGGCUGUUGCUAUUUUCUACAUUCCUUUGAUCAGUCUGUCCUUUGUUCACAGGUUUGGUAAACGAGCCCCUCCCUAUGUGCAUACUUUGAUUGCCAAUGCCUAUCUGCUAAUUCCCCCAGUGAUGAACCCUAUCAUCUACAGUGUAAAGACCAAACAGAUACGGAGGGCUGUGCUAAAAAUUUUCCAUUAUGGUGCAAUCAAGUAA
This is a messenger RNA of Sorex araneus (European shrew), 948 nucleotides long. RefSeq names its product olfactory receptor 51F2-like. Gene Ontology annotation, molecular function: olfactory receptor activity; G protein-coupled receptor activity. Gene Ontology annotation, biological process: G protein-coupled receptor signaling pathway. The coding region runs from base 1 to 948 and encodes 315 amino acids. The record is from RefSeq and is a predicted model, not a curated record. The transcript has a single exon. Gene Ontology annotation, cellular component: membrane. NCBI's taxonomy places the organism in Eukaryota, Metazoa, Chordata, Mammalia, Eulipotyphla, Soricidae.